GGGGUUCCGGUACAGAAGGAUGGGGAACAGCUCUCUAUGGAGGACACCACAUCCAUUCUUCCUCGGCUGAAGAAGAGAAACUCCAACGCCUAUGGCAUCGGUGCUCUGGCUAAGUCCUCACUGUCAGGUGUGUCAGGUGUGACGCGGUCGAUGAAGGAUAAGGUGACCAAGCCCACGGCCAUGGCCCAGGGUAGGGUGGCACAUAUGAUUGAGUGGCAAAGCUGGGGCAUGCAGACGGUCGGGGCAGGGGGCGGCUCCGGGGGGCGGACCUCCACCCUCCAUCUCCAACAGGAGCGCAAGCUGGAGAAUGACGCCUACAGCGACCUCAGCGACGGAGAGAAGGAGGCACGAUUUGCUGCUGGAGUCCUGCAGCAGUUUGCGAUCUCGGAGGCGACGUUGCUGGCCUGGAGCUCCAUGGACGGCGAGAGCACAAGCGCUGGUUCGAACCAGGGGAGUGUGGCUCAUUUGAGCGAGGCCAACCAGGAGAGCAUCACCAGCCGAGACCAAGUAUUACAUCACUCUUCUGCAGAGGUGUGGCCUCACACCUACGUCUCCCAGGGCCUCUACUGCCUGUCGUCCUCCGACGCCUGGGAGCCAAUCAGCAACGACCCGUCGGGCGUGGCUUCCCCUGCCGCUGGCUCGUACGUCAUGGCAGGCGGGACAUCGUGCGAGGGCAGCUACGACGGGAACCCAGCCCACUUCCUGUCCCAGCAGCAGCAGUUCAGCCUUCAGCAGCAGAAUCAUUUACAACAGAUUCAACAGUUACAGCAGAUACAGCAGUACCAGCAGCAACAAAUACUGCACUACCAGCAACAGCAACAGUUUCUGGAGCAGAGGCUACAGAGCGCCACCCAGUCCUUACAAGUCACACCCAACAGCACCAUCCACAGUCUCCCUCCGCUCACUCACCCGCCAUUGGUGGAUUUAUGGGGGCCGGGGCAGGCAGAGGCCUAUCAGGGAGAAGUGGGCGGGUACAUGGGCGUGUCUGCAGUCGUGGAAGGGAAUCUGACGGCGCCCGCCACGGAGGAAAUGGGAACGGAGCACUCUCCCCUCCUGGAGUCGCAAGAAGAAGAGGAGGUCAAAGAGGAAGAGGUGACGUUGUGUAUGGAGCCUGAGCCGGUGAGGUUAAGCCCGUCUCCAGCGGCGACAGAAGUGACCUCAGCGGGUGGAAGCAGUCCGGGACAAACCCCCGGGGAGCCAAUCGUGGAACGGAAGGCCUCCGAUGUCAUAUCCUCUGUCAUUGAGACGCUGGAGGAGAAAGAGGAGGAAUCGGAAUCCUCCUCAGCUGUGGACACAACAGCCAACUGA
Messenger RNA from Chanos chanos (milkfish), 1308 nucleotides. It is a transcript of the gene fam131bb, whose product is annotated as family with sequence similarity 131 member Bb. The coding region runs from base 37 to 1308 and encodes 423 amino acids. The record is from RefSeq and is a predicted model, not a curated record. The transcript is spliced from 7 exons. NCBI's taxonomy places the organism in Eukaryota, Metazoa, Chordata, Actinopteri, Gonorynchiformes, Chanidae.